Messenger RNA from Phlebotomus papatasi, 1269 nucleotides. RefSeq lists its product as uncharacterized. NCBI's taxonomy places the organism in Eukaryota, Metazoa, Arthropoda, Insecta, Diptera, Psychodidae. The record is from RefSeq and is a predicted model, not a curated record. Bases 80 to 529 code for a protein of 149 amino acids. The transcript has 2 exons.
AUUGUGGUGGACAUUUUCAAACUGUCAGAUUUCAUUUGAAAAAUUGUGCGUGCGUUUGUAAACAUUUCCAAAGCAAAUCAUGGAAAAUCCCGGAAAUUCAGGGCAAAGUGAAGUAAAAAGGACAAAAGUGAGACCCAGUCGACGAAAGAGUCUUUUCUCGGCUCUGAAUGAAGUUGCCAAAGGAACUUGGAGCAAUGAUGAGGAUUACGAGAAGCUGCUGAAGGCAGAGAUGUCAGAGUGGAAUAAAUUGGCUUGUGAGAUUGCCCAGAACAAAUCCAGUUUACUUCCACGGCCGUCAAUCAGCAACCUGAGCCUGAGUGACAGUGUAUCGGAGAAAUUGCAGGGUUUUACUCUGGAUCCGGAAGCUUUUCUGGCAGAACAGAAAUUGUAUAUUGACAAAGCCAGGGAAUUCCUGCAGGAGCAUCGGAAGGCCAAGGAGGAAAUGUGGAUGAUCAAUGAGGUUACAGCCUGUGCGCUGGAUGACGUGACCAUUCGGAUUAUGGAGGAAGAAAAGUACAGGAGCAAUUGACGGGGAGAGACAGAGAGACUCUUAUUCAUAGGUUAUUAUGUACAAAAAAGUAAAAUGCUUUUAAGUGGUCAGUCGCUUAUGAGGGAUCCUUGGACCAGUGUGGCCAUUUCUUGAUGAUGGCAUAGAGGGCAGCUCCUGGACUCUCGGUGGGGAUGAGCUGACGAUGGCCAAAUAGCCGAUAGUCCUUGCUGAGUUUCCCCAAAUCCACGCCCCACUGGAUUACCUUCUGGGCGGCCAGAAGUUGUCGUUCCGGGGGCGUAUUCUUCGUGAAGGUGCCAAUGAAGGCGAUGCAGAUGCUGUCCACGUUGAAGCCCUUCGUAUGAGCUCCCACUUUAUCCCAUCCGCGUCCCUCGUAAGCUGAUCCAUCGCCACCAACCAGGAAGUUGUAGCCAAUGUCAUCCCAGCCGCGAGAUUCCAUGUGGAAGGUCUGGAUGAAGCGAACUCGAUAGACGCAGCUGGCCUGAAAUUGCAACACAAUCCAAGAUUUUACCCAAGUAUCAGGACAAAAGAAUUUAUGGUUUUGUAAUUGUAUUUCUUUAAUUAAAUUUUAAGACAAUGCUCUUUAUUUUUUAGAUAAUAAAAAUGAAAAAAUUUAUUAAAAAGAAAUGGUUCUGAGAUUUGCUUUUGAAAAUUUUGACUCCUUUGGUUUGUGUCUUAGAAAGAAUGUUAAAAAGAAAUCAAUUGUUACUGCUUCAGGAGCGACAGGGGAUCAUGGGACAGGGCUUAAAACUUAAUAAAAG